AAACUGUUAUCAAAAUGGUCAACUGUUAAUUUUCACGCGAAUUACUGAAACCCUCUCCUGACAAUCUUCGAUUUCCUCUCCGACGAUCGGAGAACAUGGCCUAGAGCUAGCAGAGUAGCGUUGUUUCAGUGUUAAAAGGGACGGAAAGAGAGAAUAUUUGAGAAGGUUCUCGAGGAGGAAUCUCUCCGGCGCGAUCUCCGAGGAAAAGAAUGAUUCCGUCGCCUGAUAUUACCGGAAUACUGGAGAACUCGAAGGAUCUCGAUCGCUUACGGAAGGAGCAAGAGGAUGUGCUCGCCGAUAUCAAUAAGUUGCACAAGAAGCUCCAAACGACCCCUGAAGUUGUUGAGAAGCCAGGUGAUAAUUCUUUGUCAAAGCUUAGAUCCCUAUAUGAGAAAGCUAAAGAGCUUUCAGAAAAUGAAGUGAGCGUUUCAAGUCAGCUAUUGGGGCAACUGGAUGCUUUCAUGCCUUCUGGACCAUCGGCACAACCACGGCGAAGAAUGGAUGGUAAUGAACAGAAAAAGAAACGAAUGAAGGCUGAUUCAGACAUCUCAAGGCUUUCUCCAUCAAUGCGAAGCCAGCUGGAUUCUCUUGCCAGUAUGAAGGGUGAUCAAGUUGCAGCUAGGGUCACACCAGAAAAUGCCGAGAAAGAUGAGUGGUUCGUGGUUAAGGUUAUUCAUUUUGACAGGGAAACUAGAGAAUUUGAAGUACUUGACGAGGACCCUGGUGAAGAUGAAGAGGGUGGUGUCCAGAGAACAUAUAAGCUGCCGAUGACACAUAUUAUACCUUUUCCCAAGCGGAAUGAUUCCCUAGGCCCUGAAGAUUUCCCUCCUGGUAAACAAGUUUUGGCAGUAUAUCCAGGAACAACUGCAUUGUAUAAAGCAACUGUAGUCCAGCCUCACAAGAGGAAGACUGACGACUAUGUGUUGGAAUUCGAUGACGAUGAGGAGGAAGAUGGUUCUUUGCCUCAGAGGUUUGUACCCUUCCACAGGGUGGUAAGCCUCCCAGAAGGACAUCGUCAAUGAGAACUGCGCACAGUGACGCCCACGCCGACGAACGCUGUUCAUAUAUAUAUAUAUAUAUAUGUGCUUGUAAAAUAGAUUUUUAGUUGGUUCCACAGCAUUGUUGUCGGUGGGCCUAUUAACUAAGAAUCGUACGCGUCUUGUACUGUUAUCUAUGGCCUUUGCUUGUGUUAAUACUGCCGCAUAGUUUAUUGUCAUAAAGCUUUGCUUUUACAAUAUAA
Diospyros lotus (date-plum) is the source of this 1240-nucleotide messenger RNA. Its product is annotated as SAGA-associated factor 29 homolog A-like. The transcript has 9 exons. Bases 210 to 1022 code for a protein of 270 amino acids. Gene Ontology annotation, cellular component: SAGA complex. Lineage: Eukaryota; Viridiplantae; Streptophyta; Magnoliopsida; Ericales; Ebenaceae. The record is from RefSeq and is a predicted model, not a curated record.